GAGCGGCGGCGGGCGGGCGGCAGGCGGCCGUGAGGGGCUGUGCGGGGCCGGGGGCUCCCCCCAGGAGGGCCGGAGGGUGCCAGGCGGCCGCCUGGAGGUUAGCCGCCGCCAUGCCCGCCUUCAGGCAGGUCGGCGAGAAGCAGCUGCCCCAGGAGGUCGUCUUCAUGGCCUGGUCGCCCAAACGGGACCUCAUCGCCUUGGCCAACAGGGCCGGGGAGGUUUUGCUUCAUCGGCUUGCAAACUUUCAACGAGUUUGGAGUUUGCCGCCAAAUGAAAAUACAGGAAAAGAAGUGACUGCUCUUGCUUGGAGGCCUGAUGGCAAAAUUUUGGCUUUUGGCCUUACUGAUACCAAGCGGAUUAUUCUGUGUGAUGUAGAAAAACCUGAAAGCUUGCACUCCUUCUCAGUGGACUCAUCUAUUACCUACAUGCACUGGAUGGAAGUAACUGAGGAAAGCAGUGUUCUCACUUCCUUUUAUAAUGCUGAGGACGAGUCAAAUCUCCUUUUGCCUAAAUUACCAGCACUACCAAAAAAUUAUAGUACAACGGCAAAAAUUUUCAGUGAAGAAAAGUCAGAUGAGAUUAUGAAGCUUCUGGGUGAUGUAAGGCUUAAUGCUCUUGUCCUUGGAGGCAGCUCAGGGUUUAUUGAAAUUUAUGCUUACGGAAUGUUCAAGAUUGCUACAGUAACUGGGGUGGCAGGUUCUUGUCGUGGACUAUGUUUGUCUAGUGAUUUGAAAUCACUGUCAGUUAUUACAGAAAUACAAGACUCUUCGGACAGUGAGGCAGAGAUAACAUAUUUUCAGCUGGACACCAGUCUAUUAUCAAGUUAUUUACCUGAGGUAACUCGAAUGGCCCGGAAGUUUACUCACAUUUCAACUCUGUUACAGUAUAUAAAGUUGUCAUUGACAUGCAUGUGUGAAGCAUGGGAAGAAAUACUGAUGCAGAUGGACUCACGGUUAACAAAGUUUGUACAGGAAAAGAAUACAACCACUUCUGUUCAGGAUGAGUUUAUGCAGCUGUUGUUAUGGGGCAAAGCAAGUUUGGAACUUCAGGCAUUGUUAAUGAACCAACUCACAGUAAAGGGUUUAAAAAAACUUGGUCAGUCCAUAGAGUCCUCCUAUUCUAGUAUACAAAAGUUGGUCAUAAGUCAUUUGCAGAGUGGCUCAGAGGCACUGUUAUACCACUUGAGUGAAUUGAAGGGGAUGGCUUUGUGGAAACAAAAAUAUGAGUCUCUGGGAUUAGAUGCAUCUGGAAUUGAAGAGGCUAUUACUGCUGUCGGUUCUUUCAUUCUGAAAGCAAAUGAGCUGCUUCAGGUUAUUGACAGUAGUAUGAAAAACUUCAAAGCGUUUUUUCGAUGGCUGUAUGUUGCCAUGUUGAGAAUGUCAGAAGAUCAUGUGCUUCCAGAGUUGAACAAGAUGACUCAGAAAGAUAUCACGUUUGUUGCUGAUUUUCUUACUGAACACUUCAAUGAGGCACCAGAACUUUACAAUCGUAAAGGAAAAUACUUUAACGUGGAGAGAGUUGGCCAGUACUUGAAAGAUGAAGAUGAUGACCUUGUAUCACCACCUAAUACAGAGGGAAAUCAGUGGUUUAAUUUUCUUAAAAACAGCACUCAUCUUAAAGAAAGUCCGCUUUUGUUUCCGUACUAUCCUGAGAAAUCACUGCAUUUUGUCAAAAAGCAAAUGGAAGGAGUCAUUGAUCAGUGUUUACAAAAGCCAGCUGAUGUGAUUGGAAAGUCAGUGCGUCAAGCAUUCUGCAUGUCUCUUUACAAAACUUCUCAAAGUGAAGAUUCCACACCUCAGUUAUUUAAACUACCAUUUUUGUGGAAUGACAAAGCAUCCAAUAUACAUUAUGUGCUCUUCACCAUAUUAGAAAGUUCUAUUUCUAAAAUAUACAUUUUGAGGAGACAUACAGAUACUUCCAGAUCUGUCAGUAACGGAAUUCUUGCAGUAGAGUUUGGAAACCUCCUGAACAACAGUAUAAAUGAGAGCUCAGACUCCAGAUGCUACAGUUGUUUAGAUGCACAUUUCUAUGAUGAUGAAACUGUAACUGUAGUUCUGAAGGAGAGUGUGGAACAAGAGGGGAAGGAGAGAAUCUUGGCUCAGCUGCCUUUAUCUUCAGUAUACACAGAUGAGGAUCAAGAAGGGGAGUUCAUCUGGGAUUCCACUAAAAGACUGGAAGAGCAGAGUGGUGAGAUACCCACACGUACCAUCUUCUUGGAGAACCAGUGGAGAGUGCUGGAGAAUAUGAAAGCUCAGUAUGUUGCUGUAAAUGGCAUUAGAAAAGUUUCCUGUGUGCUAAGUUCAAAUCUCCGUCACGUGAGGGUGUUUGAGAUGGAUGUAGAGGAUGAUGGGGAAGUUGAGGAAGAGGAGGAAGAAGAGAUAACUCAGACUGCAGCUGGGGAACCUGAAGAGCUGAAUCAGUCUGCAGAUAACCAAGAAAGUGUGUGUGGUGCAUCUGCUGAAGAACUACCUGAUGAAGCUGAAGAACGUGAAACAAGCCUGGGUCCUUGAUAGAGACUUUGACACUGAUAAAGGGACAAGGCUGAAAUCUGCCUUCAGGCUGCUGAGAUGAUGUGUCUCCUACAUGCUCUGCAGCAUGAACAUGUUGCUGGGUGUCAAUUCUGUAUCACUUCUCUCACUUCUCAGCUAAGAUCAUCCGAGUUCAAGAGUAUACUUUCUUUUUAUUUCUUGCUUUUUUUUUUUUUUUUUACCUGGCACAUUGGCUUGGUAGGAACUAAAUUUCUUUCUUUGAGAGUUUUCCAUUUGAAGCUUUUUAUAGGUGGAGAGAAAAAGAAAUGCCAACUAAAGUUUUUAUAGUUAACCUUAUCAGUCCUGAAUACUGUUCUGAAGAUAAAAUGAAUAUGUGUGUGAAAACAACAAAACCCCAAGUUUUAAGGACCAAAAUCUUUCCCUGUCAGACUUCAUGUUCUACUGAUGGGUACAGAGGCUUCUUGUAAAGAUAAAAUUUAAGUGUGUGUAUGGCCAGCAACAGGCUUGCAGAUCAGUAUAAAAAUAGUGGGAUACCAAAAGUUAGCAACUGUUACUUAAAUACAUACUUUUAAAAAUUAUUCUGAUAAAAAUCUGACCUCAGUAACACAGUAUUUGUUCAGUUUGCAGUUCUUUGGUUUUCAGUACAACACUUCCUGUGUAUGUGUGUGUGUUUAUGUUUUGUCAGAUGUCUCAGCCCCCUGGUUUGUAUGAGAUUGCUCCAGUCUUUCUCCUCCACCUGGUAUUUUUGUAAUGAAAAGUUACAACAGAGGUUGUUUUUGUUUGUUUUUAUUAUUCUGAUGUGGUGCUGUGUGUCUUGCAUAGGCUUCAGCAUAAUCAUGAUCCUUGCUAAUUUUUGUAUUGUUGUACGAGUGGUGUGGUGCUACGCAGUAAAAGCUAGCAGAUGUGUUUAGAAACAUGACAUGUUUUCUUGUUGCCUACUAGCUGGCUAGAGUCUUAACUUCACCUCAGCUCUUUGAAUGAACAAAGCGACUAAAUGCAUGAUCUUCCUCCAGGACAGCGAGUGUAUGUUUAAUUUCUGAAGAGGACCGGGUCUUAUUCUUGUGAUCCAUUCUGUAUUUCAGAACUAUGUGUCUUCUGAAACUUGUUUGGCAUUGCAAAAAUCAAAUGCUAGAAUCAUCCUCUUGCUCUUGUUUUGAAAUACACCUUUUUUUAAG
This is a messenger RNA of Cygnus olor (mute swan), 3664 nucleotides long. RefSeq names its product anaphase promoting complex subunit 4 (gene ANAPC4). Bases 111 to 2510 code for a protein of 799 amino acids. Lineage: Eukaryota; Metazoa; Chordata; Aves; Anseriformes; Anatidae. Gene Ontology annotation, biological process: protein K11-linked ubiquitination; positive regulation of mitotic metaphase/anaphase transition; anaphase-promoting complex-dependent catabolic process. Gene Ontology annotation, cellular component: nuclear periphery; anaphase-promoting complex. The transcript is spliced from 28 exons. The record is from RefSeq and is a predicted model, not a curated record. Gene Ontology annotation, molecular function: protein binding.